Molecule: messenger RNA, 1615 nt
Organism: Zingiber officinale
Lineage: Eukaryota; Viridiplantae; Streptophyta; Magnoliopsida; Zingiberales; Zingiberaceae
Product: ELMO domain-containing protein A-like
Exons: 9
Coding region: 603-1400 (265 amino acids)
Source: RefSeq, a predicted model, not a curated record
AAGAAAAGUUGAGAGAGAAAGGAGAAUAAGAAAGCUGUAUAUCUGGAGAGAGCUAGCGAAAGCGGCCGCGAGAAAGAGAGGAGAAGAAGACGACGGCGAGAGAGAGAGAGAGAGAGAGAGAGAGAGGAGAUAGCGAGGUAGAGGCCAGAGCAAGGGCGAAGGGAAGGAGAGGUGCGGGAUUCCACAGCUCCGCUCUCGGAUUGUAUCUUCUCCGAUUAUCUCCCGAGCCUCUGCCCUGCGCCUUCCAUUUGGAUUUCUCUUCGUCGGCAGCGGUUCUGUUCGCGCUUCGGUCGGCGCCCUGGCCGCGACUAGUCGAUCGAAUUUUCCAUUUCGCCGGAUCGACUGUGGCUCGCAGAAGAAUUGUUGUCUUCUGUGCUUCUCCUGCUCCGUUUGUUUGGUCGUUUUUGAGUCGGGGAGACCUCGGUUUGCUGCAUUGGCGUGGUUUCUGAGAGGGGUUUUGAGUUGAUGAAUUGGUAAGGUUGUGUAUGGGACUUGGUUUGUGAGAAAGGCGGGGUUUUGUUUCUUCGGUAUCUUGGUUGGAGGAUUUUAUGCACCUGAUGCGGAACAUUUGGGUGGGCUGAGGUACCUGAGCGAGAGGGGAGAUGGAUGAGAGUGGCGGGUCUUUUGUAGAGGUGAGGAGAAUAUCUCAGGCGCCGGAUCGAGGGAGCGUCUACCACUCGUCACCUGAGAUUAUCACAGGAUCUACUGCCUGGAUUGGAAGAGGCUUUUCAUGUGUUUGUGCUCAAAGAAGAGAAAAUGAUGUUCGUUUGUCAUUUGACCUAACACCCUCACAGGAGGAAUGUUUACACAGAUUACAAAACAGGAUUGACAUUACCUAUGAUGGAUCCAAACAAGAGCACCAGGAAGCCUUGAGGGGCCUCUGGUACACUGCUUAUCCUGAAGUUGAACUUCGUGAUAUAAUAUCCGAACAGUGGAAGGAAAUGGGAUGGCAGGGAAAGGAUCCGUCUACAGAUUUUAGGGGUGGUGGUUUCAUAUCCUUGGAAAACCUAUUAUUCUUUGCCAGGAAUUAUCCUAAAUCAUUCAACGAUCUUCUCAGAAAGCAGGAUGGUAACAGAGCUCUUUGGGAAUACCCCUUUGCGGUUGCCGGUGUAAAUAUAACAUUCAUGCUUAUACAGAUGCUGGAUCUUCAAGUUGUGAAACCAAGGUCACUUGUUGGAGUUAUUUUUCUGAAGCUACUUUCUGAGAAUGACCGGGCCUUUGAUAUACUAUACUGCAUAACUUUCAAAUUGAUGGAUCAGCAAUGGCUUGCCAUGCGGGCCUCCUACAUGGAUUUCAAUAUGGUUAUGAAAUCAACACGUCGUCAGCUGGAGCAUGAGUUGCUACUGGAAGAUGUCUGCCGAGUCGAGGAUUUACCUUCCUACAGCCUUCUUACUCGCUGACUAGCACCCUCUCAGUUAACAUUUCUAGUCCCGGAAGCCACAAAACACAUCGAUUCAGCUGUUUCCUUUGUGAUUGCUCCUGCUCAAAUUUGUUAAUGCCUGCUUUUGAUUUUUCUGUGUUAUUCAUUUUGAGACAGUAAGUUGUCUUUCACGGUCCAUGUUUUCUGGAAUUGUUUUCUCCCAAUAAUUAGUUAUUCUCCACGCAUUCUCAUCAA